Mustela lutreola (European mink) is the source of this 1793-nucleotide messenger RNA. Its product is annotated as nuclear ubiquitous casein and cyclin-dependent kinase substrate 1-like. Bases 204 to 935 code for a protein of 243 amino acids. Gene Ontology annotation, cellular component: cytoplasm. The record is from RefSeq and is a predicted model, not a curated record. The transcript has a single exon. Gene Ontology annotation, molecular function: single-stranded DNA binding; double-stranded DNA binding. NCBI's taxonomy places the organism in Eukaryota, Metazoa, Chordata, Mammalia, Carnivora, Mustelidae. Gene Ontology annotation, biological process: double-strand break repair via homologous recombination; interstrand cross-link repair.
UUUUGAAGAGACGGGGGAGCGGGGGGCUCGUCUGAUUAAGGGGCCCUGAACCAAGAAGCAGCGGAGUUUGAGAAGCCUGCAGCUCGGGGUUCGGCGGCAGCGGCCCCAUCGGCCGAAGUUGGGGGGGGUGGGGCGCCGAGCGCGCGGGGUGGGGGGGGUCCUGGUCUUUGGCUUCUCGACUCGGUCCUGUUUCGACAGCGAACAUGUCUCGGCCUGUCAGAAAUAGGAAGGUCGUUGACUAUUCACAGUUUCAGGAAUCUGAUGAUGCUGAUGAAGAUUAUGGAAGAGAUUCAGGCCCUCCAGCUAAGAAAAUUCGGUCAUCUCCCCGAGAAGCUAAAAAUAAGAGGCGAUCUGGAAAGAAUUCACAGGAGGAUAGCGAGGACUCCGAAGAAAAAGAUGUGAAAACCAAGAAGGACGAUUCUCACUCAGCAGAGGACAGUGAAGAUGAAAAAGAAGAUCAUAAAAAUGUACGCCAGCAACGGCAGGCAGCCUCUAAAGCAGCUUCCAAGCAGAGAGAAAUGCUCAUGGAAGAUGUAGGCAGCGAAGAAGAACAAGAGGAAGAAGACGAGACGCCAUUCCAGGAGAAAGAUUCCGGCAGUGAUGAAGAUUUCCUAAUGGAAGAUGAUGAUGAUAGUGACUAUGGCAGUUCAAAAAAGAAAUACAAAAAGAUGGUCAAGAAGUCCAAACCUGAGAGAAAAGAAAAGAAAAUGCCCAAACCCCGGCUAAAGGCCACAGUGACGCCAAGCCCUGUGAAAGGCAAAGGGAAGGUGGGGCGCCCUACAGCUUCAAAGGCAUCAAAGGAAAAGACUCCUUCUCCCAAAGAAGAAGACGAGGAACCAGAGAGCCCUCCAGAAAAGAAGCCCUCGGCAAGCCCUCCACCUGAGAAAUCAGGGGACGAAGGGUCCGAAGAUGAAGCCCAGUCUGGGGAGGAUUAAAAAAGUGAUGAUGGUUUGGGGAGAGAUUUUAUUAAAAAAAAAGAGAAAAAAAAAAGAAAAAAGAAAAAGGGGGAAAAAAAGAAAACCUACUUAAGAUAGAACAUGGUUUUGGCUAUGGCUUGACUCAUGGGCUUUCAGUGCUUUUUUCCUUUUCUUGAAAAUAACAUUCUCUCUCUCUUUUUUUAAGAAAACCAUUGUAAGUUUAAUUUACCUUUUUGUCUGUUGGUCCUCUCUUCGCCAUCACCCAUCUUUCCCACCGCUUCCCAAUGAAAGCCAUGUCAGAAUAAUCACUGGAUUGACGGCUUUACCUUUUUAUUUUUAAUGGAAGGUAUACCACAGUUGUAAAGCAAUAAGAUUUGAGAUGAACACUACGGAAAUUUUGCUUUUUUGCUAAAUGGUAGAAAAUGAACCGUAAUCAAAAAACAUAGAAGGGUUUUAGUUAAAAAUGAUUGCUUCUCUCUCUACCUGGACUUAAAAAAAAUCAGCUGUCAUCUAAUACAAGUUUAUAUGUCUAUAUACAUAAGUAUAGAUGUCUAAAAAAUCAUGAUGUUAAACUUCCCACUGAUGGGGCAGGUAGGACAUAAAGAUGAAUUCUGAAUUGUUACUAAAAGUAUUCCUAUUUUUUAUCUUGGGGGCAAGGCAGGGCAUGGUGUUACCUGACCUUGUUUGAGGGUGUGGUUUUUGGGGGGGAUGUUUUGUUUUUUGUUUUUUGGGGUUUUUUUGUAAAUUUCAUCACUUGUUAUCUCAAAGAGACCCGGAGCCAGUGAUCCUUUUAUCCUGCUACAGUCUUUCAGGAACUUUAAAAGAACAAAAAAAAAAAAAAAAAAAAAAAAAAGGCAAGGGCCACCAAAACUUAAA